AUGGCUGCUGAGGCUGCGCAAUCCGGGGUGGAGCUCCCUGCUGCUCUUGCUGCCGCGGUGGGGAGUUCCGCGGAGAGUGCUCUUGCCCCUGCAUCGCAUCUUGUUCCGUCUGCUCAGCCGCCAACUCCUGCGCUCGCGCAUUCCGCUGAUGUUGGCGGCGUGGCGAAGCCUCUGUCCUUGCACACGGACCAUUUGCAGCCUCCCGCGUCUCUUCCAGUGGCUGUCGCAACGUCCGCCCUGCCGUCUGUCGCUCAGCCGUCGCCGGUGGCGCAGCCUCCACAGGCUGCCGUCACGGUGUCGGCGCAGGUGACAACGGUGGGCGCCGGCUCCGACCCUGCCCGCGUGUUGCCUCCUGAGCCAUCGCCGCCACAGCAGGCGGCGCCGCCCUCCGCUCCAAACGAUCAGCGCGCGGGCUCUGAGACUCGUGCUGCUGCAGGAGGACACGCGACGUCUCAUCGGGGGCGUGGUUCUCCUCGUCGCCGCCCCUCGCCCUCGUACCGUACCGCUCAUCGUGGCGGCCGUGGCGGCUGGAGGGGAGGUCCCGGUCGCGGCCAAGGCGGCGCAACGGAGGUGCAGCAGAUGCGCACUGACCUCCCGUGGAUGUUUGCCGCUGCCAUGCGCUCCGCGCAGUUUGGGUCGUCGAGCCAUAUUGGCUCGCAACUCCCGCAUGGUGCUGCUCCUGCUCCCGCACCUGACGCUGAGCAGGCUCAUGUGCCUCUGGCGCCUCCUCCUGCCGCCCCGCCAGCCGUUGUGCCCGUUGGCGCCUAG
This is a messenger RNA of Closterium sp. Yama58-4, 768 nucleotides long. The record is from the annotation of a GenBank genome assembly. NCBI's taxonomy places the organism in Eukaryota, Viridiplantae, Streptophyta, Zygnematophyceae, Desmidiales, Closteriaceae.